GCCGUUUCUUUUUGCUGACGCGGAUGACAACGCGAGUUGGCUGGCUAACUGGCUGGGUGGAUGCUGUGUCGCCCUGAAAGUUGAGCUGGCAAUGACGACGACAGAGGCAUGCGAGAGGACAGAGCAUGGAAACGCUGUUUGUGGGCAAACGAUGGUUUUCCGGACAAUUUCAUCGACAAGGACUUUGACCGCCGUGUUCAUGCACUCCGAGAGGAACAGCAGAACCGACUGCGAAAACCUUUGAGCUCCUACUGGAUCGACCUCGGCGUGCAAUGCGCCAGUGUGGUGCAGAUUGCCAGCUUUUUCGCGGUGCUGGACUGUCAUCCGGGUAGCAGCGCGCCCAUCUGGGCCUGGCAUGCGAUGGGAUGGGCAUCCUUCGGAUGGCACCUCUUGCUGCAUGCCAGCAUUGUUGAGCAGACCACGCGGGACCGCUUUCAGCUGUUUCUCUGCUUCAUCGUCGUGCUCCUCCUGCUUCCUCUCGUCUCCCAACUCACGACGUCCAUCAGCUCUGACACGCUCUACACCAUGGCUGCAUCGUUCUUUAUUGUGUUUAUUGCCGCCUUUCACGAAUUCACACAGCCGAGCACGCACCGCCCGGUCGCCUUGAAUGCUGCGACGUUUGCCAGCAUCUGCUUGGCGAGCCGCUUGUCAGACAUGACGGCUGUUGUCGUGUUCAUGUGGUUCUGCCUCGCAAACAUCUUCCUCUUGCCAGACACCCUUGCUUGCAUUCGGCAGCGGGUUCCCUCGUCACGCGUGGUGUUCCGUGCGCUGAGCGCAGUUCACGUGACCCUUGCCGUUGUCAUGCUGUGUUGGGCGAGCAUGCUGUUGGUCUUGCGAACAUCAUCCACGAGCACUGGCUAUCACGAACACACAGCUGAUGCCUGCGCAGCAUAAUGUCAUGUAGUGUGAUGUCGUCUCAAGAGGCUCUCAUGUGCAUUGCUUCCUUUUUUCCACGCCUCUCUCCCUCUUUUUCAUCCGCUUUCUUGUUCGCUGGCGAGCAACUCAUCUGAGGUUGUUGGGUGUUGCACCUUCUACUUUUGAUGCACAAGCAUCAUUUUCAACACAGCAGUACACGCAUUUUCACACGCA
Salpingoeca rosetta is the source of this 1089-nucleotide messenger RNA. RefSeq lists its product as uncharacterized. Gene Ontology annotation, cellular component: membrane; glycosylphosphatidylinositol-N-acetylglucosaminyltransferase (GPI-GnT) complex. NCBI's taxonomy places the organism in Eukaryota, Choanoflagellata, Craspedida, Salpingoecidae. Gene Ontology annotation, biological process: GPI anchor biosynthetic process. The coding region runs from base 109 to 894 and encodes 261 amino acids. The record is from RefSeq and is a predicted model, not a curated record. The transcript has 6 exons.